This is a messenger RNA of Colletotrichum abscissum, 1215 nucleotides long. RefSeq lists its product as uncharacterized. Lineage: Eukaryota; Fungi; Ascomycota; Sordariomycetes; Glomerellales; Glomerellaceae. The annotation marks the transcript as partial. The transcript is spliced from 3 exons. The record is from RefSeq and is a predicted model, not a curated record.
CAACCCACGAGGCCGAACUGCGCCGCGCCGCAUCUUCAACCUCGCCAUUCGAAACCCGCGGGACAUUGGGAGUUCGAGGCCGGCCAUCUCUCAACCCUCUUUUAUCCCUCACGUCGCCAUCUAACUGGUGGAGGACACGGCACCUACAGAAAAGCGACACCGAAACCUAACCUUGAUACCAUCACCCUCGCACGUCGCACCUCGACUCCCGAUUCCCGAUUCCCGACCCCGACCUCGAUCCCAACACACCUCACGCAUCCCGCUCGUCAGAGCAAGCCUCUCCCAAAAAUGAGGUCCACAACAACGCGGCUCCAACAGUCAAUGCUAUCCCGCGUAGUCUCAGAAUACUCCCGCGAAGCAAAGCCCGCCGCCGCCGCCGUCUCCAAAGCCGCCAAAGCUCCCCCAAAGGCCGGCCGCAAAUGGCCCCUAUACUCUAACAACACGCAACUCGCAAACACAAUCUCGCUCAGCCCGCGAGAACUCUACAAGCGCAUCGGGAAAUGCCUCGCCUUUGGCUGCGACCCAGACCAGACCCAACGCGCGGCCAGUCUCCUGAGAACCAUCAACGACGAAUGGCGUAAUCUCCACGCAGUCUCGCAGGGCUUCUACGACCCCAAGAACUCGGCGUACACUGUCCGACUGCGAGAUGGCGAGCCGAGUCAUCGUCCAUGGCUGGGUAUAUCUCAAGCGUCUACCUUGACCCAAGUCGCUGAGCAGUCAAUCGCCCGUUUUCUGGACCGCGUUCUCGAGACGGCAGAUCCUCAAGAUAGAUUAGAGUGGGAGCGUCUUCGCGACAGCCACGCCUGCAACGAGACACUGACAACCAUGCACUGCCAAAACAAACCGCCACCGCAAACCCGCGCCUCUCCGACACUCUCGCACGAGCCGCAAGUUAUCAGCGCCUACACAAGGUUGCUGUCAAACGAUUACGAAGAAAAGUCCACCUUCCGUUUAAAGGUUGUAAUCUAUUCACACAAGCACUUCACCAAAAUAGCCGACUUGAACAUGCAUCUGAAGAUCUGCACUCAUGACAGAAAAGGGCUGCCCUGGCUCAGCCGUGAACUGAAGCGGGUGGCUGAGUUGACCAGCACCGACGCGGAGCGAAACGCCGCAGAUGGACAUGCAAGACAUAUCGCGAAAAUGGUUAACAACCUGGAACUGGGUACAUGGAGAAGACCAGACGCCAAGGAGGACUUUGGCAGCGCCGCGCCCUAA